AUGUCCAAACAAACUGUGAUCAGCGCGCUAAUCCGGUUGGUCACAGUUCAUGGAUUGCCUUUCGCCGCCGUCGAAUGGGAAGCCGUCCGGGAUUUGACGCAACCGGUUCUGAACGUGUUUAAAACCGUGAUCAACCGCCGUAACAUCGUGGAGCCCACCCUCUCCAACGCCAGCCUGGUGGUCAUCAAGGCCGCCAACGUCACCGGCAAGUACAGCUGCGAGGUCUCGGCAGACGCACCCUUCCACACAAUGAUCGUGUCCGGUGACAUGGAGGUGAUAGAACCACCGGUGGACAAACCGUCCAUAAUUGGAGUGCAAACGAGGUACCGUCCGGGGGACAUUCUGCGAGGCAACUGUUCCUCCCUCCACUCGAAACCUGCCGCCAACCUGUCCUGGUCGAUCAACGAUGUGCCGGUGCUGCAACAGCAAACCAGACAAUACAGAUCUAUCAAGGAUGAAAGUACGGGACUGGAGACUUCGGUGCUGGGGAUCAACGUGAUGGUUUCACACAGUCACUUCAACAAAGGAAAGCUGAAGCUCAAGUGUGAAGCUUCGAUCCACCAGAUUUACCACGAGAGCACCGAGCGGCUGCUGGAGGAGGACCGACCGCGAAUACUGGCCACCGGGACGUCCAGCGGGCAGCACAACAUGAACCUGUUCCAGAGCAGCGUGUACGACGGCGAGCUGACCGACCAGGGCGAUCGGUACCUCACGAUGAACGGGUACAAAGCAGACAAGGCCUCCCCGCCGUCGUCCUCGUCCGCCGGCAUGGUCGUCGGCUCGUACGUCAAAGUCUGCUGGAUCACCUUCUACGUGUGCACGAUCUGCACCGUCCUGCUGUACUCGCUGCGCGUCGGAAUCUCCUGAUUGUACAACCUGAAGGAAAUCAUCAAAAUAUAAAGCCCUCCCACACUUCUCUCCCUCUCUCUCUCACACUCUGUCCCCGGAGGAAAUGUUUUAUACUUUCUGCGUUCGGUAGCUUGUUCUUUUCGGCUGUUGUUGAGCUGAGUUGAAGGAAGAAAAAAAAACACUGUGAAAUUAAAUAGAGGAAAACAAACACAAAUAAAAACUAGUCGACACUUUUAGAGAGCGAGUAACAUUGGGAAAGGG
Messenger RNA from Culex quinquefasciatus (southern house mosquito), 1110 nucleotides. RefSeq lists its product as uncharacterized. The record is from RefSeq and is a predicted model, not a curated record. NCBI's taxonomy places the organism in Eukaryota, Metazoa, Arthropoda, Insecta, Diptera, Culicidae.